CCUCAACUGACCUCCCCGUCAUCUCACGCUUGCCAUUAUAACUUCCGCAUACGCCAUAAUUGCUGGGAAGAUGUUGCUGCCUACAGUCCGAAGCCGGAUAGCGGCGCUCUCGUCGCGCGUUGCCUCGCGGGCCGCCUACUCGACUACCGUCCCUCGCUUCACUGAGAACGCUAUGCAGCCGAACGAUCCGACCCCGCGACCGGCCAAACCCAAUGUCUCUGAGACUGAUGCUACGCCUGUUGACUCAAUGGGAGCGUGGGAUGCUGCGCUGCAGGAAUCUACAGACGCCGCUGAGCGUGUUCGAACUAUGCAGGCUCCUAACCGGAAGGGCACCUGGGCCUCAAACCAGAAGCCGAGAGCAGAGGCGAUGAGUGGACCUCGGUUUGAGCAGACGAUUAUGCAUCUUCAGCCCACGCCUAUGGCCGCUAUCGAGCUCAUUCACAAGCAGCCCGUCCGCUGGGUGAAGGACAAGAUCGUCAGCUGCGACGGUGGCGGCGGUCCCCUGGGCCACCCCAGGAUCUUUAUCAACACCGACAAGCCCGAGAUUGUUCCCUGCGGCUACUGUGGACUUCCUUUCGCCCACGAGCACCACCGUGAAUAUCUUAAGUCUCUUCCCACCUCUAGCUACCCUCUUGAACCCACCGGUGCUGCCGAGGAGGUGAACGAAAACCAGCGUGUGACUGAGGGUGCCACUGGGUACGAGCAGCGGUAAGGUAUGGUUUUUGGCGUUAUUGCAUGUUUUUUUAUGUCGCCUGGCUGGGCCUGUACAGUUGUACCAAUCUAUGGAUAUAGACCAUGUUC
Aspergillus nidulans FGSC A4 is the source of this 801-nucleotide messenger RNA. RefSeq names its product protein lbsA. The record is from RefSeq and is a predicted model, not a curated record. The coding region runs from base 71 to 712 and encodes 213 amino acids. The transcript is spliced from 3 exons. Lineage: Eukaryota; Fungi; Ascomycota; Eurotiomycetes; Eurotiales; Aspergillaceae.